Ooceraea biroi (clonal raider ant) is the source of this 2273-nucleotide messenger RNA. RefSeq lists its product as uncharacterized. Lineage: Eukaryota; Metazoa; Arthropoda; Insecta; Hymenoptera; Formicidae. The record is from RefSeq and is a predicted model, not a curated record.
AUAACUCGGUAGAACGAUGAUAGAGAGAGAGAGAAAGCGAAAGGGUGGGAAAUAAUUCGGGCGCUGCGGCGGCCGUGGGAGUCGCGCCGCUACUUCCGAGGAAACAGCAUCCUGAGGGAUAACACCUCGUGGCGAUCGUUCUAGAUAGCAGGAAGGCAGCCUAAUCGAGAUGUCGAGGCCAAUCCUUAGCAGGCCGCGCACGUUCAUCUACGGCAGCAACUACGACAAGGGCGAGUCCUACUACAAGCCCAUGGUCGACCACCUAGACCGGAAGUACAGUGCGCGGCCGUUGUUCCCGGAGCCGAGAAACUCUAUUGCCGACGAGAUCGCGGCGCGCCGUAGCGACAUCGGCACGCGCGACCUCUCCGGUCCCCGCACCGGCUCCCUCGGCCGCGACCUUGACCUCGACCUCGACCCCCGUACCCGCUCGUCCCAACUACCGCCCCUGCUCGACCCCCUGCUACCCCCUGACGAUGAGGACACCGUCUACGACAGCCGUGGGCAACGUAUCUCAGCGCGUCGCAGGAUGGGCGAAGAUUUCGCGGAUGAGGUGGCAUCGACAACACGUCGCUUCCGGGCCCGGGUAGCGGCGAUGAAUCUCGAGGACGAGCUUGAGACCACGACAACCGCGGGUCAGGCCAGAAGAAGCGCCGCCGACCUCCUGGAGAACGCGGUGACCGCCAGGAAGGGCGCUAGAGCCGCGAUCGAGGACGUCGAGAGCGGCUUCAAGAGGCGCUCGAGGCUCUUCGACGAGAUCGAGCGCGCCGACGAGGGUAAGCCCGCGUUCGCCAGGUGGUCCAAGCUGAUCAAUGAGGACGAGGACCUGGCGCAGACCAGUGCGGCCGCCAGCAGAGCCAAGCAGACGAAGGCGCGUCUACAAGACCUCGAGUCCGAGAUGGAGGAGCUCGCCGAGAGACAAGCCAAGCGAGAACGCAGGGCGGCAGCCCUUAGGGCGCUGGUGAACGAGAACGCCGCGGCGUCCGACGCCGACAUCGUUCAGCAACAGGCGGUCAGCAAGAAGGUGCGCAGCAGCGAACGCGUGGAGAAGCACGUCAGCUUCUAGACGAGCGGAGGAAUCCGACGAUCUAUCAUAAUUACGAGAGUGUCUUACGAUCGAUUACGAUCGAUGCAUCGAGUGUUUUAAGACUGAAGGCGAUUGAGCUCAAGAUCAGAACCACGCUACUACGCUGCUACAGAAAACAUUGGAUUGUAUAGACUUCAAUAAUGUAUUUAAUCUUGCGAUGAUGUAUUUUACUUCAAUGGAAUUUUUAAAUUACUUGAUCAUUGUAAUCAUAUCCACAUUUUGCGCAAAAGUCUUUAGUUCUUCCAGUUUUCGCUUUGGGCCGGUCCGUUGCACGCGUAAGACACUCCGUUGUACUUUAUAAUAUAUAAAUAUAGAAUUUUUUCGAUGUGUAUCACCGUUACGCAACGACCACGUUGGCGUUUCUUGGUGGUCAUGCAGUUAUGUAAUUGUCGCUGAUUUGCUCGUGAAAAGAACGUACGUCGACUUCGUAAUAGUAUUUAACAUAAGUUAAUAGUAUUUUAUCGACAAUAAUGUAUCUUGAUAUUCAUGUCAAUGAUAUGCGAUGUACGUUCAUUUCACGUAGAUUUCUAUGAUUAUAAAUGUAUUAAUGUAUAUUAUAAUAUAUAUUAUAAUAUAUAUUAAUGCGAGACGCGUCUUUCGAAAAUAUAUUUAAUGAAUCACAUUUUCCAUAAUGAUGAAGAAGUAUGGUCUAAAAGUUGAUAUAUCUAAUUCUCUUAGUUUCUACAAGUUUGAUUAUUAUUCUUGCAAAUUAAUUAAUUAUCAACUUUAUUUUUAAUUUUAAAAUUGUUUAUUUAUUUAAAUAUCGCACAAGUUAACUUCAAUUGAUGUUGCCAUUUCACCAGUUUGCUCAAGAGAUUUAACACAUUUUCGGACGGUACCUCUCGCAUUGUGAUAAUUUUCGCUUUUCCGCUCCUCGAACGCGAUUCGAGAGAGCUUAAGUGUUGAUUGUUCCUAACGAACGACGGUUAUAUUUUAAACGCAUUGGAGAGUAUUCUCCUGUAAAAUCUAUCGUUUUAGCGCAAUAUUAUAAAAAGGCGUAAAAGUCGUGUUCUAUUUUAAAACACAUUGUCGUUUUCAAAAAAUUAUCUUCCGCUAUUUAGGGGCAAACUCCAUAUUGCAACUACACAGCUUUCGAAAGAAAGCAUAAACACGAAACUUUAGCCACAAUUAGUAUAUGUAUGUAUUCUUCUUCUUUCUUAUUUAUGAAUAAAUCUCGUUUGAAAACUUU